CUUCCACCAUCUAUUGUAGUUUGGUGGUUUUGUCGGGGAGUGUCAUCGAGCGUUCGUUUGAGAGCUCUCUUGAGCUCUUAGAUCUUUUCUGCAGACUUCUAAUUUCUUUUUACGUCCCUACUAUCCCCUGUGUGGACAGCAGUGGGAACGUAAACAGAGCUCAUCGUCAGGGGACUGCAACGUCACGAAUCCCGUGAUCCUCUCUCUCCUCCUCCACCAGAGCUUUUUACUCCCCUACAACCGGCCUUUCCAAUGGACGGCUCGCCGCCGCCGCCGCCAGAGGCGCUGGCCACCACCAAGCGCAAGUUUCACAAACUCCUCGACAAUCUGACAGCCAGCAAAUCCACCACGUCCCUCGCCAGCACCCUUCGCGAAUCCAACACCUCAACUACUUCCCUCUCCGCGCCCGUCACCCCAGAGCCGCCGUCUAAACGCUCACGUUUAUCCGAUGUCAGUAUGGAUCUCGGUCGAGGGCGCACCGUAUCCGGCGAGCGCAUCAAGGCUUUACAAGAAAAAUUAUUCACACCCCGAAAGGAUGGAGCGGGAAUGCGUUUGGUUGGGUCGAAUAAGACGCCUAAAAAGUCUACCGCUACCCCUCCGCGCAAACCCCCGAACUUCCAGCCGUACUCGCAAGAGCAGUUCCUCGCGCGGAUGAGGACGUUCGCGGAUGUUAAGAAAUGGACCACUAAACCCGAUGCCAUUGGCGACGUGGAGUGGGCGAAGCGCGGCUGGUCAUGUGCAGCGUGGAAUACGGUGGCGUGCAAGGGUGGCUGCGAGGCGAGGGUAGUGGUCAAGCUCAGGCCGAAGAGAAAGGAUGAGUUGGGCAAGAAAAUUGAGAUGAGUGAGGAUAUGGGGGAGGAGGUGUUGGAGGACUUGGUGCAAAGGUACAAGGAGCUAAUCCUGGAGGGACAUGAUGAGGGGUGUCUGUGGAGGAAGGGGGGCUGUAAAGAGGACAUCUACCAUAUCCCGAUUCCAAACCGCGCCCAGAGCACCGCCGAGCUCCUUCGCCGAUACCACUCCUUCAAACCCAUAUUAUCUGACCUCCCCCUUCUGGACAACGUCACCUACCCCGACCCACCCAUAUCCGACAUCCUCCCCCGUGCCCCUUCAUCCACUUUCAAUCCACCCGGGUCUAGCAUAACCGAAAAUCCCCCCUCGACUCCCUCCGAAAUCACCGCCUUCACGUUCGCCCUCUUCGGCUGGUCAGGUCUUCUCGAAUCGAGAAUCAGCCUCGUUACAUGCGACCACUGUUUCCAGCGCAUUGGCCUCUGGCUCUACGAGGAGAAGCGAAUAAAGGAAAUGAGUAAGAAGCUAGACGUAGAUGCUGCGCAUCUGGGUCUAAAUCUCGUAGAAGCACACCGUGAGCAUUGUCCAUGGAAAAAUGGGGUUGCUCAGGCAAAUCCAAAGGACAGCAUCCUCAAAGACAUGGCUGGAUGGCAGACGCUGGAAUUUAUGCUUCUGGGGAAAAGGAAGGACGAACCUAGGGCUGGUGUGGAGAGCAUGGAUCUGGGGAGGGGGAGUAUGGACAGCAUGGCAGAGAGCACUACAGGCAAGAGUACGAAGAGUGGGGAUUCGAUUACGGAGAAGUGGAAGAAGUUGAAGAGUAAACUCAAAAGGAGUGCGAGUCGAAAGAGCCUGAAAAGUGUGAAGAGUUUAGGUGGGGAGAAGGAGAGGAACAAGGAGAAUGUGUGAACGAGAUCGACAGGGGACUAGAUCGAUUCCAUGGUUUGAAAAUAUGAUGAAAUUGCACAAUAUUAGAGUAGUAGGCGAGCUGUAGUUAGAGAAAGUGAAGGAGCCCUUUCCCACGACUUCAAGACUGCGCCGUAGGUUCGUUUUGCUGCUUUGAGGACAGGGCACCACUCCAGGAUUUUGUUACGGUCGAUAUCUAUUUCAUCCACUGCAACAAACGAUUUCCCUCCCUACAGGAGAUGCGUUUGUAAGCGUGUGGGAUACCCGAGAUAUGGCCUGAUUGGGGUUCAAUGGCAUGGACUAGUAAAGGGACACUAUAGCCUUCACCUUGAGCUUGACCUUCGUCAAUUGUAGCUUGAUCUUUACUAUUUCCAUGCCUUCUCACAAGACCUCU
Molecule: messenger RNA, 2083 nt
Organism: Lindgomyces ingoldianus
Lineage: Eukaryota; Fungi; Ascomycota; Dothideomycetes; Pleosporales; Lindgomycetaceae
Product: zf-C3HC-domain-containing protein
Exons: 2
Coding region: 253-1692 (479 amino acids)
Cellular component (GO): nucleus
Molecular function (GO): zinc ion binding
Source: RefSeq, a predicted model, not a curated record